AGCCGCAAUAAGUUCCAACAAUUUCCAAGUUCGGUCUGCAGAAAUGCUAGUAUCCUAUCACUAGUUGCUCAUGGAAACCAUUUUCUAUCUAUACCAAAAGAAAUCGGUCUGAUGACAUCCCUUCGGCUUCUGGACCUAAGAAAGACAGGACUGACGGAACUGCCUGACAGUUUGCAGCAUUUAGUUAACUUGGAAAUUCUGAUGCUCGAUGGGAAUCCUCUCCAUACUCCGCCUUUAUGUGUUGUAUCACGUGGUUUGGCCCACGUGAUGGCGUUUCUUGUGUUGCACUCACUUGGGUAUCGGAGGAAUUCUUUUGGGCGUCAAACACUGGAGAGAAGGGCGCGCUGCGGUCUUUGUGGAACUGAAGAUAUGGGUGUCAAAAACCCAGUCAGGUCCGCUGCUGACUCAGAAUUCUCUUCGCACGAUCAUCGGUCGUACAUGUCACUUCCGGGACUUGUAGCUGUUGGGAAGCGCACACUCCUAAGGAACUCUGUGAAACAUCAAACGGCAUCUGGGCAGCACAUUUCCCCGGAAGGUUCUCCAACGAGGCGUUAUCGUCCAAAGGAUUCAUCGAGAGCACGACCGGAUUCUGGGUACAGCACUUUUGGUUGUUCCGGGGGAAACGCCGAGCCAAUCAGACCGUACGUUUCCGAAACAUCUCCGAUAGAGUCACGUGCGGUUUUUUCCGCUGAGAACACAUCAACACUGAAGAUUUUCACAAGACAAGAUUCCGUAGGAAGCCAAAAAUCUUUUUCUGCUCAACAGGAUACUUCAGUUGAAGAUGAACUCGAGUUUUCAGAUGCCGUUCCAUCAGAGGCGUUCGAAAACCUCGAUCUAACCAAUAGAGAGACGAGGGGGAGUUCCACAACCGUUCCAGAUAAAUCGAUGGACCAUACAUUAGAGACCAAUACGCAGCAAGAUCAGAGCAAUGUUCCAAUGUUCCAGUCGCACAAACCUCAGCGGCACAAUAAUGCGAGCCAGAAGCCUGUAUACGAAUCCCACCGUGGUACUAGAGAAAUCCAUGCAGGUGUGAGCCUAGACAACCAACGAACCCUUGGCAGCGCACACCCGUCUCCGAAAAUGCUGUCAAGGACAAAACCAGUUACAAUCCAUGCAGGCACCAAUUCAAAACUUCCAGGUUGGGUGGGAACGAAACCAGAAGAAAACACACAGGUACACUUUCUCCCGUCCAGGCGUGUGCAUCAACCCAGGGGAUCCACGGAACACAUCACAGGACACCGAGAGUCGUCUGUUGAUGUGGAUUCAAACUCUGAAAAACUACCCUUGCCUCGACUACCGACAAACAAAGAAGUAACGACAGCGCACGUGGAGAAAGCGAAUCUUAUGCAACGGAGAAAACCACAUGUACAGAGGCGAUUACCACAACAGCCACCCGUGAGUAUUGAAAAUGGAAAUUCUCGGAGAGCGGCGGCGAACCAAAACGGAUACCCUUCGUCCAAACAAACUUACGUGACUAGUCUGGAGCGAGUGAAUUCACAAAGGGACCUCUGCCGGCCAAGCAGUCCUCAUUUUAAAGGCAAUCAGAAGCCAUCAGCUAGCAAAAAUCGAUCAACCGUAUCCCGUGUUGGUGUCUCGCUGUUUAUCCCUCCUGAAAGAGCGAUUCGUUAUCCAACCCUCACACACGAUGGGUAUCGCAGCAUGAAUCCCAUCCGUGUGAUUAGUUCAAAAGAAAGCAUCGUUUGGGACAAUUUGACUCGCGCUGAUCUGGAGCGAAUCUACCGGCUCAAAGAGAUUUUGGAAACCGGUUUAAACUGUCAACUACCCAGGAGACCAGAAGAACUGGCGAUCGUCCUACGCUCCGGAGUUCAUCUUGCUGAUUGGCUAAGCAGGAUGCUUGGACCGACAUCAACUAUCAGGGUGUAUGAUCCAGCGGCAACAAUGAGAAACAGCGAUUUGACCAAAUACUUUCGAGUCAACCUUCGAAGAUGUCGGGAGCUUAUGGAACACCAUUGCGUCCCAAAGGGGAAAUUGUUUUCGAUUGAAGACCUGCUAAACACGAAAACCUCUACAGGCCUUCUUUCCUUGGCCACUUCCGUUCUCCACCUGUGUAAUAUAUUGUCUGGUUCGCCAAGAAGUCCAAAACACCAAAUCCCCAAACAGCACGAUGAUUCCUACACAGAAUCGAAAUACAAACAACCGAGCGCCCACCACACAAAGCAGCCAGAAAUACACAGUAGCCCCAGACCGCGGUCAACGCAGAGUUCAUGGCCACAGCAUUUGUGCUCCGAUGUCUGAUUGACCGCUCGAUUUUGCAAUGUUUCCACUGAACAUUUUAUCUUUUUAUGUGACAGUCUGAGGAAGUUUUGAUUUAUUUACAUCCUGAUUUCAUUACUUCAAUAAUUUUGAUCGCAAUAAUUUCUUCGUGACGAUUAUGUGGAAUAAAU
Molecule: messenger RNA, 2405 nt
Organism: Opisthorchis viverrini
Lineage: Eukaryota; Metazoa; Platyhelminthes; Trematoda; Opisthorchiida; Opisthorchiidae
Exons: 10
Source: RefSeq, a predicted model, not a curated record